AUGUCUGUCAAAGACUUUGUGUCUUCGAACACCAUGCAAUUCUUUGCAAUUCUCGUACUGCCUCACUCAUUUCUAAGCAAGAGACCCUCCGAGUGGAGAGAAGAUGAACAGUACAAGAAAGCUUUUGAAGUUGUAAGCGGUAUAAAGCCAGUCAAUGAUUUUGCAGAGAGAGGAGUUGCUUUGAUGCAGGAUUUUAACAGAGCAAUAGUAUCGUCUGAAGAACAAAAGCAGUAUCUUCUGCAAGUUGUUGAGUACCAUCGUACCCAGUAUCCAAACCCAAAGAAAGAGACAUUAGUGGGAGGAAAUACAUCUCCUUAA
Molecule: messenger RNA, 318 nt
Organism: Helobdella robusta
Lineage: Eukaryota; Metazoa; Annelida; Clitellata; Rhynchobdellida; Glossiphoniidae
Exons: 1
Coding region: 1-318 (105 amino acids)
Source: RefSeq, a predicted model, not a curated record